AUGGCCCCUCUUCUGACUUCGCUGGCAUCGUGGACUGACAGAUUGUUGCAAGGCACCUCCAAAGGCUUCGGCAUCUACCAUACGGACCCGUUCUCGCGCAUAUUCAGCAGUGAUGACGGCAACAUCGCCAUCAUUGAGAUGUUGUUCUCAACCUCCCUCGUCGCGCUCAUUCUCUCUCCUCGACAUCUCAUAAUUCAAAACACCAAGAGGGCUUCGGUCAUAUGCGAACUGACCUUUCCAUCCGCCGUCCUGGCCGUACGACUAAAUCGCAAGCGGCUGGCCGUUGUCCUCGAGGAGGAAAUAUACCUUUACGACAUCAGCAACAUGAGUCUUCUCUACACCAUCCCCACCUCCCCGAACCCAUCGGCUAUAUGCGCGCUAUCAGCAUCCUCCGAGAAUUGCUUCAUCGCAUAUCCACUUCCCAAACCUAGAGAAGAGUCUGAUAGCAGACGGCCCCCUCAUGCUCCACCGCAGUCGGCAUAUGUUGCUCCUACGUCUGGCGAGGUUCUCAUGUUUGACACCUUGACGCUCAAAGCCGUUAACGUUAUAGAAGCUCAUCGCUCGCCGCUAUCUUGUAUCAGUCUCAACAGCGAAGGCACGAUGUUGGCAACUGCAAGCGAGACGGGUACCAUUAUUCGUAUAUUUUCGGUGCCUCGAGGCCAAAAGCUCUAUCAGUUCCGGCGUGGAACAUAUCCAUCAACCAUAUACAGCAUGUCCUUCAACCUCAGCUCAACGCUGCUUUGCGUAUCCUCUGCGUCAGAUACAGUGCACAUAUUUCGACUUAGUCCUCCGCCUGGGCAUACCACCCCGGCAGGUGCCCCAAUUGAAUCCCUAGGUUCCCCAAGACAAGAUCGGUGGUCCCGAGCGCGAAGCCACGACGGUGCAGAUUCACCCAGUAAUAGCGCGACUGAAUCUCCCAAAAGUGAAACCGCAGAGCUUGGAAGCAAUGGUCCUGCUCCAGAUGCCAGUGCCGCACCUGCUAAUCGCGGCCAAAGUGGUUCUUUUAGCAGUAUGCUACGACGGUCAUCUCAAAUCAUGGGUCGCGGAGUUGUCGGCGUUGUAGGCUCCUAUCUACCACAAUCAGUUACUGAGAUGUGGGAACCACUCAGAGACUUUGCCUAUAUCAAAAUCCCCAAGACCACUGGACUCGGAGCUGGAGCUCGAGUACCCGGCGGGCAAAGCUCUGGCCCACUUCGCAGUGUCGUUGCAAUGAGUAGCAGCAGCCCCCAAGUUAUGGUGGUAACUAGUGACGGCGGCUUUUACGUUUAUAACAUUGAUAUGGAGAAUGGCGGAGAGGGUUAUCUCGUAAAGCAGUUUUCGUAA
Messenger RNA from Trichoderma aggressivum f. europaeum, 1323 nucleotides. RefSeq lists its product as uncharacterized. The record is from RefSeq and is a predicted model, not a curated record. Gene Ontology annotation, molecular function: phosphatidylinositol-3,5-bisphosphate binding; protein binding; phosphatidylinositol-3-phosphate binding. The transcript has 2 exons. Gene Ontology annotation, cellular component: extrinsic component of membrane; phagophore assembly site membrane; fungal-type vacuole membrane. NCBI's taxonomy places the organism in Eukaryota, Fungi, Ascomycota, Sordariomycetes, Hypocreales, Hypocreaceae. Gene Ontology annotation, biological process: protein lipidation; protein localization to phagophore assembly site; autophagy of mitochondrion. The coding region runs from base 1 to 1323 and encodes 440 amino acids.